UGUGGUGUGACUACGGGCCUGUCACACGUUUUGCUUGUCAUUCGCACAGCUAACAUUAAGUUCAACGGUUUCUUAAUCCACCAAUAUGGGUGACGAUGAAGAAAAGUAUGACGGCAUGUUGCUUGUUAUGGCGCAACAACACGAAGGAGGGAUACAAGAGUUAGUAAACACAUUUUUCAGCUUCCUCCGCCGCAAAACUGAUUUCUUCACCGGUGGAGAGCCAGGUGCCGCAGAGAAGCUAGUCAAAGAUGCUCUCACCCACCACAGUCAGCUAGCGCUGCAGUCCCACAAAGAAAAGCAGAUGAAACAGGAGAAGGAAAAGAAAGAGAAAGCCAAAAGAGCUGCCAAGCUAGCAGAGGAAGAGAAAAAAAAGAAAAAUGACGACGGCCCCAGAAUUCAGGAGCUGACUGAUGAAGAAGCGGAGAAACUUCAAUCGGAACUUGACCAGAAAAAGAAAGAAGAGGAGAAAAAGCAGACUGCUACAACAAACACAGAAAAGUCAUCUGACAAAGUAGAAAAAGAGAAGGGGUCCGACUCAGAUGGAGAAGAGGAUGAGAAGGACAAAGAUAAACUGAAGCCCAACGCAGGAAACGGAGCUGACCUGCCAAACUACAAGUGGACACAAUCCCUGUCUGAAGUUGAUCUGGUCGUGCCUUUUGAUGUGAAGUUCCGCAUAAAAGGGAGAGAUGUAGUGGUCGACAUCCAGCGGCGCUCCAUCAAGGUGGGCCUGAAGGGACACCCUCCGGUUAUUGACGGCCAGCUUUGCAACGAAGUGAAGGUAGAAGAAAGCUCCUGGCUCCUUGACGACGGCAAGGUUGUUACGGUCCACUUAGAAAAGAUUAAUAAAAUGGAGUGGUGGAGCCGGAUUGUUACUACAGAUCCAGAAAUUAACACCAAGAAAGUCAGUCCGGAGAACUCAAAGCUGUCAGACCUGGACGGAGAGACCCGUGGUAUGGUGGAGAAGAUGAUGUAUGACCAAAGGCAGAAAUCAAUGGGCCUGCCUACAUCUGAAGAGCAGAAGAAACAAGACAUUCUUAAAAAGUUUAUGGCUCAGCACCCAGAGAUGGAUUUCUCUAAAGCCAAAUUCAGCUGAGACUUGCUGCUGUUGAGUCCACAUUACUGUUUAUGUGCAUCCAAUUAGAGUCAGUGUCAGGAACCAACUAAGCUUCAUCUCUACUCUCCAUACUGGUGACCAUCAUGUCUUAAGUGCAUAGGUUUAUGUUUUUCUUAUCUUUAUUAGAAGGUUGAUGACUGAAAUGUCCACAUUCUCCCUUUGCAUGUUGUCUCAAUGUUCAAAAGAUGUCUGGAUUCUUUUGUUGUUUUUUAAUAAAGAAAUUUAAAAUUAAA
Molecule: messenger RNA, 1347 nt
Organism: Etheostoma spectabile (orangethroat darter)
Lineage: Eukaryota; Metazoa; Chordata; Actinopteri; Perciformes; Percidae
Gene: nudc
Product: nudC nuclear distribution protein
Exons: 9
Coding region: 86-1093 (335 amino acids)
Biological process (GO): protein folding
Cellular component (GO): cytoplasm
Source: RefSeq, a predicted model, not a curated record